UUCCUCUUCAAAAUCUGGGGUAGACUAAUGUCAAUUCUCAGGAGAGCGCCGGGAAUGCACAGCACUUGUUCUUCACCAUGAUCCUUCUCGAUGCAUUCGAGCACCUCAAGGCCAUUCCUUCGCAGUCCGAGUCUGAUUCUGAGGAAUCCAGUCCACAGCCAUCUACAGUGACAACACGAACGAGCUCUUCGGAUUCACCACCUCCCUAUUCCAGGCCUGUAACGCCGGGGCAGCAGCACACGUCCUCGGCUUCGCGUAGUCAGGCGCAUCGGGAUAUUGAAGCGAAUCUCUCCGACGGAAACCAUGGUCGCCUUAGAAAACGCCGCGGUAAAUGGGCAAAGAAAGUUUCGACCAUCACUUUGGUCUCUCUUAUCAUCGUUACUGCUUGGCGAUUCGUCAUUCUGGAGCAGUGGGAGCAUCACGUAGGGGAAUUCUGGUCAUCCUCCACACGGAAUCCCUUCAAAGAACACAAGCAUCACAAUGGUUCACUUCCACCCACAAAGCCUCAUUAUCCAAUCGGAUUUCCUGGUGACGCUUCUGAAACUGAAAAGGAGCUGUCUACGCUACGAAGUUUCUGUGUUGCAAGAGCAUCUUGGUCUCCAACUACCCGACAUCCAAAAGACGCCGUUCCUUUCCAUUCCUCUAGCACCUCACUACAUCUACCCUUGGAUGCCUCCUCGUUCUUUCUUCUCUCUCGAGUACCCCAUGCUUCAGGAAAGCUUCAGAUCCUUCAGACUUCCGCACCGAAUGAAAAUCCUAGAGUGUUCUUGAUGGCACGACAUAUCGGCCAGAAAGCGUUAGAACCUCUAUCUGUUUGCCUUAUGGAGAAAUUACCCGGUGUGGUUGGCGUCGGGAUUUUUACAGAUGAACACCCCAAACAUGACGAGUCAUUGGACUUUGAUAUCACUCUUUUGCUACCAAAUUCCCUGUCGGCAAACUCCCCAUACAAUCUAGAAACAGAUCUACCUAAAUUCUCCCACAAGCUCGAUGCCAAUAUACCCUGGGGGUCAGUACACUUGAAGUCCAAAGGCAUGCCAAUAUCUGGCGACAUUCAAGCGCGCGAUGUUACCAUACACACGUCUCAUGCCUCUGUCCACGGUGACAUCAAGGCGUCAGGACUCGUAUCGAUUAGUACAACGCACUCUCCUAUCGACGUGAACAUCACUUUGGAAAGCCAUCGCUCAUAUUUCUCGUCACUCGACAUAUCAAAUACAGACUCCACAAUCAAUGCGAACGUCGCACUCACAACUACCUCCCUCAUAGGCGGUAGAUACGAGGUCAAAGUAAAAGGACCGAACACAACGUUAGAUAUGAACUUCCCUUCUGCACCUGCAAGUUCAGUGCUCAAUCUGGAAUCUAUCACCUCGGAACAGCCAAGCUACAUCGUGCUUCCUCCUCAGUAUGAAGGAGAUUUUACUUUGAUGUCAUUGGGUGGAGAUCCUCCUAUUGUCUCGCCGCGGAAGGGCUCCGCUGAGCGGCUUGUGAAAAGUGUUACAAGCCAAUCUCAGAGUGUAAUAGUUCGUGGGCGCAUUUCACCGACCGGGAACGAAGACUUGGAGGGGUCGGUUAGUGUCACGACCUCUAGGGUGGGUAAUACUUUGGUGGUUUGAGUUUUAAUCAGGAUAUCUAUUCUCUGUGCUAUGUAGAACUCAACAUGUACGCUUUCCCUCACCUUUCAACUCUCCUAUAUUCCGCUUCAAGUAUCCGAAGUAUUGAAACCCUUGUUUUGACCUAGCUAUUCUUUGCUCUGUUACCCAAUACAUCGUCCAUCGCUUUCUCGACCUAAAGACUGGCACGAUCCUGAA
This is a messenger RNA of Marasmius oreades (fairy-ring Marasmius), 1805 nucleotides long. RefSeq lists its product as uncharacterized. NCBI's taxonomy places the organism in Eukaryota, Fungi, Basidiomycota, Agaricomycetes, Agaricales, Marasmiaceae. The record is from RefSeq and is a predicted model, not a curated record. The transcript has 8 exons. The coding region runs from base 78 to 1610 and encodes 510 amino acids.